This is a messenger RNA of Heterotrigona itama, 840 nucleotides long. The record is from the annotation of a GenBank genome assembly. NCBI's taxonomy places the organism in Eukaryota, Metazoa, Arthropoda, Insecta, Hymenoptera, Apidae.
AUGACAUUACAACAUAACAUCCUUCCACAGCGUCACUAUUCGAACCAAGCGCAUCAGAAACAAAAAGAUCGACGACGAUAUCCGAAUCGAACCCAUGGUGGAGAGGUCGCAGAUCUCGCCCACAACGGAGGCCUCUCGCUGCAGAGCGAGCAAGCAGGAUUGAAAGAGACAAGGCACACGCGAAGGAACAACGAGGAGGAGAAAGGAGAAAGUAGAGAGAAUGGAAAAGUGGUGGGAGAAAGAGGGCGAGAGAGAGAGAGAGAGAGAAUCCGCUGGCAGUGGGCGGCUUUCCUCAGGAGGAACUCACGGCCGAAACGGACACUCGGAGGGUCCUAUGUUUGGUUGAGGCUGGUUAACUGUCCGGUUGGAUGGUACUUUUGGUUCGCCGCUUCUCUUCUCUCUUCGUUUACUGACACGCCGGCUGACCAUGACCUCGCCGAACGAUCCGCGAAGCAACACCAAGACAACUCCCUGCCGCCCGCUCUCUCGACGUCGUUGUCCUUGUUGCCUCCCUCCUAUACGGUAACACUUGCUUGCAUACAACCCGCUAACGAAGCAGCCGAUGCACAUUUACCGAAGAAGGAGGGACACGCGGUUCCAGUUCUAUCGCCGAUCCACCUGACUUCGCUGGGUGCUAGAGCAGCCGCGGUAUCGGAAUUUCGACGAAAACGAACAACGUACCGAGGCGGAAUAGCGGUCAUUGCCAUCCGAUCACUGGCAUCGGUGCUUGCAUCGAAGAUGGAAGUUGCAAGUUCGCGUGGAUGGAGGAGCAACGCUUGCGUGUCGAUUUCGUUGGACUCGACUCGAUGCAUCGUGCUCAUUCUUCGCCGGAAUAUUUGC